UACUUCUACGAGUUCCUGUCUUUGCGCUCUUUGGAUAAAGGCAUAAUGGCAGAUCCAACUAUAAAUAUCCCUCUGCUUGGAACAGUUCCUCAUAAAGCAUCAGUCGUUCAGGUUGGAUUUCCUUGCCUUGGAAAACAAGAUGGGGUUGCUGCAUUUGAAGUGAAUGUGAUCAUAAUGAAUUCAGAAGGCAAUAUUAUUCUCCAGACCCCUCAGAAUGCCAUCUUCUUUAAAACCUGUCAGCAAGCGGAGUGUCCAGGAGGAUGCAGAAAUGGAGGGUUUUGCAACGAAAGACAUGUCUGUGAAUGUCCAGAUGGAUUUUACGGGCCUCACUGUGAGAAAGCGCUGUGUGCUCCUCGCUGCAUGAACGGUGGGCUCUGCAUUACACCCGGCCUCUGCAUCUGCCCCCCAGGGUUCUACGGCAUCAACUGCGACAAAGCAAACUGUACAACAACCUGUUUCAAUGGAGGAACGUGUUUCUACCUGGGAAAAUGCAUUUGUCCUUCGGGCUAUGAAGGAGACCAAUGUGAAAUUAGUAAAUGCCAUCAGCCCUGUCGAAAUGGAGGCAAAUGUACUGGUAAGAAUAAAUGCAAGUGCUCCAAAGGCUACCAGGGAGACCUGUGUUCAAAGCCUGUCUGCGAACCCGGCUGUGGCCUGUAUGGCACCUGUGCUGAGCCCAACAAGUGCCAGUGCAAAGAAGGCUGGCACGGGAGACACUGCAAUAAAAGGUAUGGAGCCAGCGGUCUGAGCGCCCUGAGGCCAGCAGGCAGCAAGCACAGGCAGCACACGCCUUUGCCAAAAAGGGCCGAGGAGAGGCACGUUCCACCUGAAUCCAAUUACAUCUGGUGAACUCCAACAUCUGAAAUGGUUCGUGUUACACAAAGUUCAUAGCCUUCAUUAACCUCUCAUGGAUUGAAUGUUAAAACGCUGUUCAUUACAGUUAAGAUUACCGGCUGGAAUUUUAUUAGUUUCAUUAUAAACCACUGAGCUGAUAUUUACUACUCCUUUUAAGUUUUAUAAAUACUUCUAUAGCAUGAUUAUAUAGGCUUCUUCUUUCAGUGCUUUGGAUGGUGUUUUGUACUAUAUUUCAAUUAUGUUUAAACUUCCUUUUUUGAUUCUAUAGCUGCAAAUAUUUUCCAAAAAUUAAGUAACAAUAUUCAAGCAGAAAACCUCAUAGAUGCUAACUUGAAUCAUUUCAAUGACUACAGAUUUAAUUUGCCUAAGACAAAGGAAAGAUGCAUUUUACAUUUUUGCUAUUGUGUAUUUAGACUUUUCCCUGAGAAAAAUUAAUAAAAUAAAUUGCCUAAUUUAAAAACUGAGUAACUCAAUUCAAUGUUAUUUUUGGCCUUACAGUUUUGCAAAGUACUGUGUAUUAAAAAUACACUGCCGUGGUGCCAUUUAACCAACGUAAUAUAUUGUAAACAAAGUAGAAGUAUAAUGUAUGAACUUUCUGCAUCGGCUUGAAGCAAUAUAAUAUAUUGUAAACAAAACAGCUCUUAUGUAAUAAACUUUUUAUACUGACGGUUAUGUAUAAAAUAAAGAUGCUGCUUUAGUUUUU
Molecule: messenger RNA, 1555 nt
Organism: Pygoscelis adeliae (Adelie penguin)
Lineage: Eukaryota; Metazoa; Chordata; Aves; Sphenisciformes; Spheniscidae
Gene: WIF1
Product: WNT inhibitory factor 1
Exons: 8
Coding region: 46-846 (266 amino acids)
Biological process (GO): anatomical structure development
Cellular component (GO): cell surface; extracellular region
Molecular function (GO): signaling receptor binding
Source: RefSeq, a predicted model, not a curated record